Molecule: messenger RNA, 6670 nt
Organism: Lates calcarifer (barramundi perch)
Lineage: Eukaryota; Metazoa; Chordata; Actinopteri; Centropomidae
Gene: foxo4
Product: forkhead box O4
Exons: 3
Coding region: 1633-3624 (663 amino acids)
Biological process (GO): regulation of transcription by RNA polymerase II
Cellular component (GO): nucleus
Molecular function (GO): DNA-binding transcription factor activity, RNA polymerase II-specific; RNA polymerase II cis-regulatory region sequence-specific DNA binding
Source: RefSeq, a predicted model, not a curated record
GCUGUUUACGCCCGUGCGCUGUCACAUGAACGACUCGGUUUCCCAGAAACCCACUAGGCGCAUGCGCAGAGCCCGUUGCCUGACAGUGGUAAACAGACGUCAGAAGGGAGUCUUCGCCUCGAGUCAAAACAAAACAAAACAAAACAAGUCAAAAAGACACUGAAGGAGUGAAUAUUUGGACCGCCACGACGACAGGAACUCCUACAAAACUCACCGCUGAUCAAAAACGGCAACUUGGAGGGAGCUGUACGAGCGUUUUCACGGACUUUUUCACGGAUUGUAAACUCUGGAGUAGCAGGAGCUUAACCCAGCUAACGUUACGGGAGGCUGUCGUGCUGUUUUCAAAGUGCGGCGAGUGGGGAGCCGACAGACCGUCCGAGGCGACAUCCAGCUUCACCAGGCAGCCCGGGGGGAGUCCCGCUUCGUAGCUCGUUUUACCAGGCGGGAGAUCGGCCCGUGCUGCGGGGCCGCGGUCGAAGUGAGGGGGGUUUUAUAACCGCUUCUUCGAGCAUCGUGUGCCGCGGCAGGAGUGUGGAGAAACAUGGCAGAUGGUGACAUGCGCCUGGCCGCAAUGUGGCGGACCGUGCAGACCUGAAGCACGGACUUUACUUACUGCACUUCUCUCGUCCUCACACUUUUAUCAAUUUAAACACUAUUAAACCGUUACCUACAUCUUUUCCGCCGCUUCCUCUGACUCCUCGCUCGACAUUUCUGUGGCUGUUUAGUGUCUUUAACAAACAGGCCACAGAGACGGCGGUCACCGUCUCUGCUCUGUGUGUGUUUUACACUUUUAGACAGUCGAUGAACUAAACCGCUGCUCGGAUAAUCUGCCGGUUUUACACUUUUAUCCACCGGAGAAGUUUGUGACUGUCUGUGGGACUUUUUAAGAAGCUUUUUGUGGAGGUAUUUAGUGUUGUGGGGAGCUCAGACAUCACGUUGUUUACAAGUAGAUACAGACAGGGGCUCUCCUGAGAAGCUCCUUUGUAACAGUAGCCAGCUAAUCCCUGUUUGUAGCCUUUAUACUUUUACAGUAAAAAGAAAAGUCCUGGGUUUGAGUCAGAAAAUGAGUAUUUGAUUACAUAAAUCUGGUACGAAACAAACUUUAAUGCUGAUUUUUGAUCAUAAAUCAUUGCUUGGGUACAUUUUGAGAAACAGAAAAAGUACUUUUUAUCCUUAAACUGAGUGUUUGUUAACAGGAAUGGCAUUAUUUUAUAUCCAUGCUCAUUCAUGAUUGUGUGAUUCGUUUUCAACAGAUGCCAAAACCUCUGUAGAUCCAGAUGUUUUGGUGCUCGUUGCCACUCUGCCACUUUUGUUUUUAUUUCAUUCAAACAAAGGGACUCUCAUCCCAGCCCUCCUUCAUUCUAUAUAAAUCGGAAGGUUUAUGAUAGUUACUAUUAAGGAGAUUAUUUGGGUUCCCUAAUCUCCAAUCUGAGGAUUAACCGAGGCUAUUGGUGUGUCCAGAUUAUUACGUCUCUUCUCUAGGCCCCUCGGUGGGUGAAGCAUCUUGUUUUUGUGUCAGGAAGUUUUUUUUCUCGUCCCUGAACGCAUCAUCAAGUUAACUUUAAAGUUUAAAGGUAAAUGUUUUAAGUGGUUCCCGUCUCUGUGGUUGAGUGGAAGUUCAGAGGAAGCGCCAUGGAGGAGUCAUCGGUGCCCCCGAUUGACCCAGAUUUCGAGCCGCAGAGCAGACCCCGCUCCUGCACGUGGCCGCUGCCGAGACCCGACAUCUCGGCUGUCAAACCGGAGGGCGCGGACGGCACAGAGUCCGCCGCUGGCACCCCGCCCGCCGACGAGGACAAACCGGAUCCGCAGCAGCUCACGUCCGAGCCCGAGAAGGCUGCUGCUGCUGCUGCUGCGGCGGCGGCGGCGACGGGGGCGGCCGAGGGCGGGGUCGUUGCCGGCGUGGGCGGAGCCGGCGCGACGCCCCGCAAAGGAUCGUCCCGGCGCAAUGCCUGGGGGAACCAGAGCUACGCAGACCUGAUCAGCCAGGCCAUCGAGAAUUCACCUGAGAAGAGGCUGACCCUGGCGCAGAUCUACGAGUGGAUGGUGAAGACAGUGCCUUACUUCAGAGACAAAGGAGACAGCAACAGCUCGGCUGGAUGGAAGAAUUCCAUCCGUCACAACUUAUCACUCCACAACAAGUUCUUGAGGGUACACAAUGAAUCAACAGGAAAGAGCUCCUGGUGGAUGCUCAACCCAGAGGGAGGGAAGACCGGGAAAGCUCCUCGGCGCCGCGCCGCCUCCAUGGACAACAGCAGCAAACUGCUCAAGAGUCGCAUGAGGGCCAAGCAGACCAAGAAGCAGGCAGGAGCAGCCGGUCUGGGAGCCGGGGGGGCGCUGCAGGGUGACGGCAGCACAGGGUCGGCGGGUGCGGACAGCCCUAACUCGUCCCAGCAGUUUCCCAAAUGGGGGGUGAACAGCAGCAGCCCGUCGUCCCGCGGCAGCCUGGACGACACUGACAUGUGGACCACCUUCCGUCCACGCACGAGCUCCAACGCCAGCACCCUGAGCGGGCGUCUGUCCCCCAUUGCCCCCGGACAGGAGGACGACGACAACCUGCCUGAGGACGGACUGCUGGGGAGGUACACAGCCAGCAGCCUGACCCCCACCCUCACUGAGACCCUCAUGGAGGAGCUGGACCUGAUCGACGGCCUCACGCUGAUGACCGGGCAGCAGGGAGGGGCCAGUCCCAGCACGGCCCCGCCGGCACCCCCAACUCCGCUGCCCUCAGCCUCCACCCUGCUGCCCCGAGGCUCCAGCUUCUCCUCCUUCCAUCAGCUGCAGCCAUCGAGCCUCCCGCAGGCCCCCACCCACACCGGGACCCAGGCCUCCAUCUCUCAGUGCGGACCCAGCAGCAAAGAGGCAUCGACCUUCAGCAACUCCCUCUUCAAUCCCAUGCCGAGCUCCGGGUCUCGUGGAAGCAGCCACUACAGCACCCACGUGCCCUCCAGCCUGGAGGCCCUGCUCACCUCCGACUCCCCUCCUCCGAGUGAUGUCAUGAUGACCCAGGUGGACCCCCUCAUGCCCAGUCCCAGUGGGGUGGGCCUGAUGGGUCUGGGCUCGUCGGUGGUGGGCGUGAGGUCCAAACCCAAUCAGCUGCUGCUGGGCAAAGGUCUGGAGCCGAACACGGUGGCCCCCAUGGCGCUGCAGCCUCAGAUGCAGCCUCAGCAGCACCACCUCCACCAGCAGCAGCAGCAGCACCAGCAGCCACAACAACAACAGCAACACCAGCAUCACUCUCAGAUGGGGUUGGGGAUGAUCCUCUCAGGUAUGUCUCAGGACCCGUCACAGCUCUCCGCUCUCAAAGCCCAGCACGCCGCAGUGGCAGCUGUGGGCUCUCACCAUGGAGGGCCCGUCGCCUCAGGCAACCCCGGCACGGCCCUGCAGGCGAUGGGUCAGUUCGGAGCUCCGUCCUGCUUCCCCCCCGGUCAGGACCGACUGCCCACGGACUUGGACAUAGACAUGUUCACAGAAAACCUGGAUUGUGAUGUGGACUACAUCAUCAACAGUGACCUCAUGGACGGAGAUGGCCUCGAUUUCAACUUUGACCCCAUACUGCCCGGAGGCCAGGGCUACGCGGGGCCGGCCACCACGCAGGGCUCCGCUCACAACUGGGUCCCCAGCUAAUUCCUGAGCUGACCAAGCAAAGUUAGCCAGGAACUGAUCUCCAAUCAACAUGACCUCACAAUGCGACAACACACCCGGUGCAUUCCUCCUCCCUGCUGGACGAUUUUCAAACACGAUGCUUCUCUUGGACUCAAAAAGACAAAACCAGACCUCACUCAUGUCAUGUGCCAAGACAUGCAGAGGACAGGGAGGAGAUUCAGGCUACUAUGCACAAGUUUUCUCCCUUUUUCUUUUUUUUUAAAUAACACUUGCAACGAUUCGGCUGCUAGCCAUUUUUACUUUUAAUCGGAACUGAUGAUUUUUAAAAGAUGUGUGAAAUAAUGUUUUUAGAGUGAAAAGACAAAUCACGAGCUCCCCCCUGCUGGGAGUUUAUAUUACAGUUAUGUUUCACCACAAUAGCUUUAGGGUCAAUACGGUACCCCUGAUCUCGAUGGCUUUGGUGUUGAAGACUCGACGGACUGUGCUUUUGUUUGUUUUGUUUUUUUUUUUCUUUUUGGAGAAAUGGCCAGUUUUCCAUCAACACUCGCCUCGUGUGAACUGCCAGACCAAAUGCUGUGUGAUCGUCUGAACGAGGUGCACUUAUCUCUGCUGCACCUGCACCCCCCACCUCGCCUCAAGGCAGGACUGUGACUGUGUCAUGAGGAGGUGACAGACUGGACCGACUGGAGGUAGAAAACGUUUGAGUGGACAUUGGCUUCACAUCUCGCCCAACUGUGUACUUGGACUACAAUUAAAAUGUACGAUUAAAUUUCUCACUUUGGAGAAAACAGAGUUAAAAGAUAAUGCUUUUUUUCAGUUAUAUUUGGUGAUUCAGUUAAGAGGGUAUGUAUUUGCAGUUUGGCAUUUUUGACUUCAAUCCAGUGUGUUAUGGUAGAUGUCAGUUAGAGGGUGUUUUUUUUUUUUUUUUUAUCCCUGAUGUGCAGUUAAACUAACAAAAUGAAGAAAUGUGAUUUGUGACAUACACGGGGCAUUCAAGGGUAAAUUUAUUUGCCAACAAGUGAUUGGUUGGCCAAGUAUUAUGUUGUCUUAGACGGCAAAUAUGCCUCCACAAAUGGUCUACCUGAUUUUAUUUUCUUCCUUCCUUUUUAUUUUUAUUUUUUCUCGAGCCUGUGCAUUUUCAAAGCACUUAGGUUUCCUGUGACACAGGGACCCCGAACUAAGCGAAUACAUCCACAUUAGGGUUUUGUCAUUUCAUUAUAUAAAAAAAAGAGUUUAAAUCCUGUAGAGGAAAAACAAACAAACAUGUAAUGUACUCGUUGCACAUGUACAUGACGACACGCUAUGCAUAUUCAUCAGGAGAACAAAAAUCUUGAAGGAAAUUUGAAAUCGCUUCUUGAAGGGUUUUGCUAUUUAACAUUUUCCUGAUAUUUUGUCGAGCGGGGGGGAGGGGAGGGGUCAUGGGGGACGGGGGUGACGAGGGUGUCAGAAUAUCCUCUCACACUUUUAAUUAUUCAGUACUAACGUUCAAGAAAUUAAUUCACUGUGUGAGAAGUACAAAAAAAGAAUAUAUUUGAUUAUAGUUUUAAUAUACAAUUUAGAUGGAGGUAAUAAAUGAGAUAUUAAUACAUAUGAAUAUAUUACUAAUGACAAGUGAUGUUUUUUUACAUUGGAGGAAGCAUUUUCAGAUAAUUUUUAACAGUAAUUUUCUAUACUUUUAUUUUUGUAAAGGAUGAGAUGCAUGUAGAUUUUUUUACGUAACCAAAGGAACACUAAUAUUUGCAUUCGCAUGGCAUUUAGGGAGCAGCUUGGGCCUGACACAGUAUCUUGGUGUACAUAAGCUUUGCAAAAAAAAAUUUUUUUUAAAAGAUGCCUGUAACAUGAAAAAUCUGACUUUGAAAAGAGGCAACGUGCAUCAAUACUUGACCAUUUUAACUAAAAAAAUACUCCCUAUUAUCUGCCUCAUUGUUUUCAGCAUUAAUCGUGAAUCUAAGUUUUUUUAAAAACCUGCACGACGAAAAAUAAAUCCUCUGUCGUGUCACUUUCUCAUCUCAAAACGAGACUAAUGCAACAGUUACCUCUCAGGGUCACUCAAAAAAAAGCAACAACAGGAAAACAACUCUGCACAGACGUGAUCAAAAAAACGUGACAAUAGCAGGAAAAAUAAUAUAUUUAUAGUUACACAUUUUUCUCUGUUUACGACCGACUGGAAACCAACACGCCACGUCUUUGUUUAGUUUUCCAUGAGACGUCUCUGUCUUAAAAUUUGACUUCCCUCUCUAGAGAAACGCAUUUUAGCUCUCCAGCCAUGUUUAUCAGUACUAGCCUAUCCCCCUGUUUUUUUUUUUGUUGUUGUUGUUGUUUUUUUGACUGCCAAUAUUUAAAACACUAUAGCAUGAUGUUACUCUGUAGCAGGAUGGACUUUAUUUUGUCGCCCCCUCCUCUUUAAAAAAAGUUGUGUUUUGUGUCUUGUAUGUAAAUGACUUUGUUCAUGAUUUUUUGUGAUCAGAAAUAACAUCUGUGCAGUUUAAACUCUUAAUAUUCAUCAUUUCACUGUAGCUAUGUGACUAUGUUAGCCUCUGAUUUAUAUAAAGCACUCACUCUCUUUUUUUUUUUUUUUGGAAUGGUGCUAGAUGUCAUUUCUGUGACGUAUCCUGGAGUACGCCACAAUGCAGUGGGUGCAUAUCAGGGCCUUUUGAAAUCUUUGGAUUUUCUGUAUUCAGCACAAGGACCUUGAUGUGGUGUUAAAGUUAGCACACAGUCAUCAGUCCUUUCCCCUCUUUAUUGUUAUGUUUUUAUAUAUAUGAUAACCCCCCUCCAUCUCCAACCUGGUCACUUAAAAACAUCAAAAGGACCAGCUCGUUAAAACUGCAUGAUUUUCUUAUUAUUUUAAAAUCAUAACUUGUAAUUAUUAUUUUAGGAAGUUGUAUGUGCAAACGAACCCCCUGUUUUUGUUCACUAAUGUUCAGGUGUUAUUAACAGUUGAUACAGGACAGACAUGUAAAGGUGGUUGGUUUGUGAGAAUUGGCUGCACCAGGCGUUGAUGUCUCUAGUUUACUGUUGCCACCUUUUUAAAAAUAAAUAAUAAAGGGCAGGAGUGGUUUUAUUA